AUGGCUCUUCUCAAUCAUUCCCUUAUCUCUCUUGAUCCCGACUUCGACCCAGGUGUCGACCGCAUCAACCCCAGUGAUAGAAAGCGGCGGCGGCCGACUUCAGCUGGCAAUGGGGAAACUGUGGUCGAUGUUGGCAGCACUGCGGACGUAGUGGCUGCAUCUGUGGCUCCGGGAAAGACUUCGCAGGAGUCAGGGGUCGGUGUCGAUGCUACUGCUCUAGCAAUGGCUCUCACCAACCUCUGUGUCUGCGGCGCCUGCUUCUCAGAGCUCAACUGCGUAGUAUGCGGCGCUCAACGACUGCCUCCUUCAACGCCGCCUUGGCAGCAGGAGAUGUUCAGGCUGCUGCUGUGGAGUCAGGCUCAACGACGACAGUGGACAACAACUUUGCAUUGUCAUCUCUUGGUGGCACCCCUCAGCAAACAGGGGGAAAGUGUUGCGGCGCACCGCUCGCGUACCGACGCAAAUGCAGGUAUUAUGGCGAAGAAACUGGUGGCCCUGCAGUCGGAUGUUGCCUCCCGCGAUGUUGUGAUAACUCAGCGGUUGCAAGAGGUGACCUUGUUGUCCACGGAGCUGCGUGUUCAGUCGGAAGGCGCCAAGAGUUCGCUGGAUUCGAUGGGUCGCCAGGUUCAAGACAUCCAAUCUAAUCUCACCGAUGUUUACACGACAUUGGGCGCCUCCGUUCGAGCGGGCAACGCCCUCCUUACCAGAGUGGACAACUUGACUGAAAAGUUGGAUUCGGUCGUUGCGGCAAUGGAUCGUCUCUCUCGCCUUCCAGCAGUCAGUACCGCGAGUGCCUUGCCUGCCGCAACUGCCUCUUUACCCCAGGUGGCCACUAGCUCCAAUCCACCUAUCACUCGCUCGUUUAAUGAUGCCUUCCCCGCGGCCCAAGUCAUGGGCUCGAUUGCACCUGAACCGAAGUCCAAGAAGCGAAAUACUUCCUCAGCAGGUCCUUCAGCGGGUAAUGCACCUAAUAACGGGCGGGUGGAUGUUCUCGUUGCUGGAGUAUCAAAGCAAGGGAAUGCUUUGCCGUUGGCACUGGGGCUGGUGGCUUGUUUCCCUUCAAUGGCUGGAAUCAAGCGACCGGUGCUUUCGGCAGUACGUGCCGAGGGCCACGACGAGACGAUUAGUAUCCGCUUCAACUCUCACGCAACAGCGCAAACGUUCCUGUGGAAAAUGCUUCAUGAACAGCCGGCGGAUGCGCGUGGUCAGAGAAUGUCGGCAUCGUUGGCUCCGGUGGUUACAUCUGACCCUUGGGCUAAACUGCGUGGAGACGCUUCUGGACUUGCAAUCUCCUGUUGGAAUAUACAUGGAAAUUUGCCUCUGAAAUUGACGCAAGCAGACAUCGUCGCGCUUAUUGAGGCUAAUGACGUGGUAGCUUUCCUGGAGACAUGGAUGCGUCAGGAAGAAGAAGAGAGUCUGCCAAUUCCAGAUGGAUACGAUGUGGUGGUGCGUUCCCGAGCGGACUAUGAGGAUGGUUUGCAGCAGCAUGGCGGGUUGGUGGUAGUGCUGAAAGCAGACCUAAUGUUCACAGUGCUCGAAGAUUUGUCCACAAGUGAGCAAAUUGUUCUCGACUUCUCUUACUUCUAUGUGGUCUUUGCAUAUCUCUGCCCCGAGGGUUCCGACUGGGAAAAAUGGACUGACAUGGAUCCUAAGGAGCGAAUCGCGGAGGCUCUGGCUUACUGUCGCGUCAAUCGGCGGAAACGGUGCUAUUGGCUCGGGGAUCUGAAUUGUCGUACGGGUUCGGAAAACACAACAACUGUUGUCUUGCCUCGCUCGUCUGUCGAUGUAGUACUGAACACGCGCGGUCGUUGGUGUCUGGGUCUGGGCGGAGAGCUGGAUUUGGUGAUUCUGAACGGCUCGGAGUACGACGCUGAUCAGCCUGGCAAAUGGACUUCCUGUCAAGCAAUGGGGAAUUCAGUAAUCGAUUACGCUUGGGUUUGCACCGAUGCGGUCACACAAGAAACCAAACCCAAAUUCGUGGUGAGCGAUAAACUGCGGAGAUGGUCCGAUCAUGCAGUAAUAUCGUUGUUUGUGAAUGAAGAGGUGGACAUUGUCGCUAUGGAUUACUCGGCAGACAUGUACCCGCAGCCACCUCCACGCAACAAUCCCGACCCCCACCCUGAAUUGGAUGCGUUGGUGGACUGGGCCUUGCGCUCCGCACGCUCCGCAGAGCAGCAGAAUAUCGAUUUCUUUGGAGAGGUGGUGGUAUCGACCUCAGCGUUAAGUGUCUAUAUUGCCGCGGGGUCUCGGGACGGGGAAUGGAUACAAAGUCUUGUGGGGUACUCUUCAUGGGUGACUCGGCCGCAGGAAACAGAGCUUUUGGAGUGCCAGGGCGCCAAACGGAAGCUCGUGCAUUACUGA
Mycena indigotica is the source of this 2361-nucleotide messenger RNA. Its product is annotated as Reverse transcriptase domain-containing protein. NCBI's taxonomy places the organism in Eukaryota, Fungi, Basidiomycota, Agaricomycetes, Agaricales, Mycenaceae. Gene Ontology annotation, molecular function: catalytic activity. The record is from RefSeq and is a predicted model, not a curated record. The transcript has 5 exons. Bases 1 to 2361 code for a protein of 786 amino acids.